Messenger RNA from Dicentrarchus labrax (European seabass), 2353 nucleotides. It is a transcript of the gene gpr171, whose product is annotated as G protein-coupled receptor 171. The transcript is spliced from 3 exons. Bases 920 to 1936 code for a protein of 338 amino acids. The record is from RefSeq and is a predicted model, not a curated record. Gene Ontology annotation, cellular component: membrane. NCBI's taxonomy places the organism in Eukaryota, Metazoa, Chordata, Actinopteri, Moronidae. Gene Ontology annotation, molecular function: G protein-coupled purinergic nucleotide receptor activity. Gene Ontology annotation, biological process: G protein-coupled receptor signaling pathway.
UACUUUACAAUAUGCAAACAUACAACACAUAAACUCAUUCACAUAAUAUGAGAUUUACAUGUGAACUCUGGUAUUUAUGGCAGGAAGUGUUUUUUUAAUCUGUUUUAUCUGCUAAAAAGUUAUUUUAAAAUGUGUAAAUUGUUGUAAAUUGGCUAUAAAUUAUUAAAAUUAAUGUAAAAACCCUGAAUGUCAUGCAGUUAUUACACAGACGGACUUUCUCUCAGCGUCUCUGCACAGAACAAUUAACACGAAUUCAAUCAACCUCUGUGAAUUCUGCUCAAACUUUCUCCACAACUUUUCCACAGAUCUGAACAAUCGACGGCAAAUACGUGACGAUUGUCAGAACUGUUCGUGCUCCUCAUUCUGUUUGUAUUUUCUUGAAUUUAAAACAAUCAGAGCAGAGAAAGAUGCGAACACUCUGAACGCUGUCUUUCUCGGCUCUGAUUGGUUGUUUUGCUUUGGGCCCGGUGGAUUCUGGCAGGUCCCGUUAGGAGCUCUCGGAGGUCCGAUGAACUCCUGUCGGGGUAAAGUGAAACGUUACCGGAAUGAUGAGAAACUUUUUCUAAAUAAUGAGAAACUUUUUCUAAAUAAUAAGAAACUUUUUCUAAAUAAUGAGAAACUUUUUCUAAAUAAUAAGAAACUUUUUUAAAUAUUAAGAAACUUUUUCUAAAUAAUAAGAAACUUUUUUAAAUAUUAAGAAACUUUUUCUAAAUAAUGAGAAACUUCAAACGUUACCGACUGCUCUUCCUGUUUCCAACCAGAUUGUGAACCAAACCACAACUACAGCAGCUUAAAGAGUCAGACUUCCUCUAACAGUCCGCAGUAAGCACAAUAUAAAACUCUCUGUUCUCUCUUCCUCAGCUCAACUUUAUUAAACUAUUCACGGUGAACGACAGCGAACAGGUGAAGCUCUCCCAGGAUGGUUCCUUCCUCCAACUCCAGCUCCGGAGGAGCCGAUGAUUGCAUCGUCAACGACCAGAUGGGACCGUUCACCGUCCUCUACAUCCUCAUCUUCAUCAUCGGUCUGCCUGGAAACCUGCUGUCUGUGUGGGUCUUCAUCCGCAGUCCCAGAGCCAAGCAGCAGAGCACCAGCAUCUACCUGGUCAACCUGCUGGUGGCCGACCUCCUGCUGCUGCUCGCUCUGCCCUUUAAGAUCCUGAAGGACCUCGGGGCGGCGCCCUGGAGCCUCAUGGUGUUCCACUGCCAGGCCAGCGCCGUCACCAUCUACAUCAGCCUCUACGCGUCCAUCGCCUUCCUCGCCUUCAUCAUUAUCGACCGCUACCUGCAGGACUGCCACAGUCUGCGCUAUCUGCAGGUGCAGGAGAUCGGCUUCGCCUGGCUGCUGUCGCUGGUCGUCUGGUUGCUGCUGCUGCUCAUCAUGGUGCCCAACAUGGUUCUGCCCAUACGGGAAUUAAAGGAGCAGCGCUACCUCAGAUGUUCCUCUCUGAAGGAGGACAUCAGCCUCCACUGGCACACUCUGACCGUCUUCCUCUGCAUGGCGUUGUUCCUCAACGCCUCCGCCGCUGUGCUCGUCUCCAGCGGUCUGACUCUCAAAAGACUCCUGGGCAGUCGCAGCGACCCCAAACUCUGGGUGGACGCCAGGCAGGCGGCGGGGAGCGUGACGGCCGUAGCGCUGGCCUACAUGCUCAGCUUCGUGCCCUACCACGUGGUGCGGACGCCGUACACGUUGGCGCAGAAUAAGGUGAUCACAGACUGCGCGAUCAGGAGGCAGCUGUUUCUAGGGAAGGAGUCGACGCUGCUGCUGACCGUGCUGCACCUCUGCUUCGACCCGCUGCUCUUCUUCUACCUGUACGCACCGUUCAGACUGACGGUCCACAGGUUGUUCCCCUGCGGCGGGAAUCAGACCAACGGCGAUACAGCGGAGCAGGAAAUGAUGCAACCUACAACACCUGUACGGCAGGAGGACGCCGUCUGAACCGGCACAGACUGUUCGUAAUGCGGGGUCACAUUUUCAACACCACCUCAAACACAAAGACUGCUAGCCCCAAAUAAACCUUUUAACUGUGGAAGCACGUUUCCACCAAUGUGAUUAAAACAGAAGGAUUCUGUACGUCGAGAUAAUAACGAUAUAUUUCAUAUAUUAACUUACAGGAUCCUUUGUUUUCAUCAUAUUGGCAGAAAUGAUCUUCCGUAUUUAGCAGCACAUUUAUAAAAACACCCUCUCGCACAACAUGAGUUAAAGUUAAAUGUUAUUUUAUUCACUGAAUCAGUGUCAUGAUUUCAGGACUUCAUUAUGUAACUGUAUGUAUCAUAGAUAACAUAAUACAAUAUCUGAAUGUUUUCUGAUGCUGUUAAAUGUUUUUUAAUAUAAUUAAAAAUAGAUUAAAACCUG